ACAAAAGCGUUAAACACUGUUUCUUCGACUGAUAUUUGCUUCCGUAAGUAGUCAUGAAACGCAAACUAUCCCACGUAAUCGAUAACUACCCUGAACCAGACGAUGCGGGCACAAUCAGAGUCACGGCAAGGAUCUUUGGCCAAGAUGCUAACUCGACGUUCACGACUGUGGCGUUUGCCGACGACUUCCUAGAUGAGGAGAACGACGAGUGUAUAAGCAAAGAAGACUUGAACUACUUCUUGAUGGAUGCCGAAAUCGAGCAAGAUGUUAUCUUUGAUGCGCUAGCAGACCUAGAUGACUAUGUUUAUGAGGUAACUUGCCCCACAAGUACUGAGUAUUCUCCUGGGUCUCUUUUGAAAGUUCGGUUGGAUCUUGUUCCUGAUUAUCUCGAAGUUGAUGACGAUGACGCUGACGCUGAGAUUGAAGAAGCUGCUCAAGUCUCGUUUGAUGAUACCAGCAAUAUCCGGUUUCGACCAGCUAGCAAGCUCGUGGUCAAGUCGCUACCUAGGAAAAUAUACAACAAGAAGACUGAAGAGGAAAAGAGAAAGAACAAGAAGAUGAUUUGCUUAGAAGAGUGCAGCAUUUGUUUGCAAGAGUUUACCAAUGGAGGAAAAGUUGUGACUUUAUCUUGUGGACAUGAGUUUGACGAUGAGUGUAUCGUAAAGUGGUUUGAGACUGGUCAUGUUUGUCCAUUGUGUCGUCUCGAGUUACCGUGUGAUGAUGAAAUAUAG
This is a messenger RNA of Raphanus sativus (radish), 731 nucleotides long. RefSeq names its product putative RING-H2 finger protein ATL50. Lineage: Eukaryota; Viridiplantae; Streptophyta; Magnoliopsida; Brassicales; Brassicaceae. The record is from RefSeq and is a predicted model, not a curated record. The transcript has a single exon. Bases 54 to 731 code for a protein of 225 amino acids.